This is a messenger RNA of Arabidopsis lyrata subsp. lyrata, 939 nucleotides long. RefSeq lists its product as uncharacterized. The record is from RefSeq and is a predicted model, not a curated record. NCBI's taxonomy places the organism in Eukaryota, Viridiplantae, Streptophyta, Magnoliopsida, Brassicales, Brassicaceae. Bases 409 to 873 code for a protein of 154 amino acids. The transcript has a single exon.
UGUCAAGCUGGAGCAGAAAGAUUAGAAUACAAACACGUAAUCUAGAAACAAACCAGAGAGUGAAACUACAAUAAAACAUAGAAUAUCCAUAGAUAUAGCAGAAUUAAAUGAUAUAUCCAUAUACAAGUUGGUUGAUUUGAUGGUGAAUAGUAUAAGACGUGUAAGCAGAAUUUAAUAGAAUCGCCGAAAAAAUGACGUGGAGGUAAAGGAAAGUGGGUUCCAUACCAUUCAUUAAUCAAAUUGCGAAUGGCAACGCGCUAAUCAUAAACUAUACUUUAUCUUGAUAAAUUGUUUGAUAUUAUAUCAUCCAAAUAAUUCGGUUAUAAAUACAUUUCCAACUGUCCAUUAUCUUCUCCAUCCCCUGAUUCCAACCAACAACAACAUUCCAAACUCACAAUCUACAAUACAAUGGAGGCCACACUACUUUCUUCGCCGGCUUCGAUUUCACCACUCCGAUUCCAUCCACUGGUUCUUUCUCAAAGAACAACCACUUCGCAGAAGAAGAAGACGAUGACGAUGAGCGUCUCUGCUUCUGGAAAAGACCAUUACUACGGAGGAGGAAGAUUGGUGGACGAGAACAUGAUCGUUCUUAGGAAACGUAUCCACGAGAUGAAGAUGGUUGAGCGUAACUACGAGCCUCCUUCUCACUGGAUGGAUUGGGAGAAACGUUUCUACAGCAGCUACGACUCUGUUAUCUGCGACUCCGUUGGUCUUCUUCAGAGCUUCCUCAUGAACUCUCGCCCCAACGUAGCAAUCGCAACGCUGCUUUUCCUCCUCGUCAGCAUUCCCGUUUCCUCCACCGCGAUCGCGUUUCGUCUUCUUGACCUCUUCCAUUGGCUUCUCGCCGUCGCAACAUCAGCCCUCGUGACCUGAUCUCAUUCUUUUUUUUUUCGUAGCUAGUUGCCUACAAAUUCUUUAUAAAUAUAUAUAUAUAUAUAU